AUGGCGCCCAACAUUCCUUUGCUGCUGCUAACAAUAAGCCUCGCCCUGCUGCUCCUACCACCACUCCCCAUCGUGGCCAUCCAUCCGGAUGCGCUGCAGCCGUUCCUAGACAGAGGCUCCACUUACUCGCUAGUGUCAUUCCGCCUGGCCGGCGAGGUGGCGGACCUGCAGCGUGACUUCCUUGCAGCCGCGACGAGGAACAGCGCAAAGAUGCUAGAGGGGCUGAAGGUUGCGGCGAAGCAGACAGGCAAGGAGCUGGAUCCACCCGAGUGGAUCCUCGUCGACCUCAUCACGACUGAGGGCGACGAGGAGGAGGUGGAGUCCACGGUGGCGGUACGCAACGAUAACCUCUAUAUCGUUGGAGCCACCGACGACGAGCACGGGUGGCACUGCUUCGCUGGGACGGAGACGCUCAUCAACGGGUGUUCCCGUCUCGGUUUCAACAGUGACUACGAUGGCGUCAAUGGCAUGAUGGCGCGAAAUGACCUCAUUAACGUGCCGCUCGGCCGCGCGGCGCUGGAGAAAGCCGUGCGGGACAUGCGUGGCUACCGCGCCAACCAGCCGCUCGACGGCGCCGCUCCAACCACGGAGGCCAGCAUGAAGCUGGCGAUGGCAACAGCAGCGCUUACGAUAAGCGAGGGGGCUCGGUUCACCUAUGUAAGUGCACUCCUGAAAGCUGGAUGGGAAUCCGGGACCCGCCUCCUGUACCCGGAACGCCUUGUGUAUUGGUCCCGGAUUAGCUGCGCCCUGGCCAAAGGGUGGGUGCAGGGGACGGCGGAGACGGUCAGGAUUGCCAUCGCCUUCGGCAUACAGGACGGGAUCGCAGGGAAGGAGUGGGCGGCGGGGCUUUUGAACGUGGCCAUCUACGGGAGAGCGUGCGAGAAAGAGAUUGACGCGUUGCUCUAG
Molecule: messenger RNA, 906 nt
Organism: Lolium perenne
Lineage: Eukaryota; Viridiplantae; Streptophyta; Magnoliopsida; Poales; Poaceae
Source: RefSeq, a predicted model, not a curated record